Molecule: messenger RNA, 1743 nt
Organism: Maudiozyma saulgeensis
Lineage: Eukaryota; Fungi; Ascomycota; Saccharomycetes; Saccharomycetales; Saccharomycetaceae
Source: the annotation of a GenBank genome assembly
AUGUCAUUCUUUCAGAAGAAAUCAACGGAAGGUAAAUCUCAAUCAAAAACUAAGAUCAUUAAAUGUCCCAUAUGUUCUGAAUCAAUAUUGUACAUGAAUAUUAAUUCUCAUAUAGAUAGAUGUUCUAUAACAAAUAUGAAAAAGGCUGGUAGUAAUGAAGGUGAAACUAUAAAACCUGAAAGGUCCUUAUCUAGUAUAUUGAAUGGUAAGAGGAAAUUGUCAUCAAUACAAUCUAAUUCCGGAUCAUCUUCAUCAACAGCGAUCGAUAUAAAUGAUAAGAAUAAUGAUGGUGAUGAUGAUACUGACAGUCAUCCUGAUAAAUUAAUUAAAGUUGAAGAAAGAAAAAUGAAACCAAUACAGGCCCAAGAAAGAUCUUUAGAACAAGAGAUUAAACAUUUACAAAAAAAUAUGCAUUUACCAUUAUCAGAAAGAUUACGUCCUAAAGAAUUAAGAGAAUAUGUAGGCCAACAACAUAUUUUAUCAAAUACUACAGGAACUUUAUAUAAAUAUAUUCAAGAAAACACAAUUCCAUCGAUGAUAUUAUGGGGUCCACCAGGUGUAGGCAAAACUUCUUUGGCACGUUUACUUUCAAAAUCUGCUCAUAAUUUUUAUAUGAUUGAAACUAGUGCCACCAAAGCUAAUACUCAAGAACUAAGGUCAAUCUUCGAAAAGGCCAAGAAAGAAUAUCAACUAACUAAGAGACGAACUGUUUUAUUUAUUGAUGAAAUUCAUAGAUUUAAUAAAUCACAACAGGAUUUAUUAUUACCACACGUUGAAAAUGGUGAUGUUGUAUUAAUUGGUGCCACUACAGAGAAUCCAAGCUUUCAACUUAAUAAUGCCUUAAUUAGCAGAUGUCAUGUGUUUGUAUUACAAAAAUUAACUCUCAAUGAAUCAUGUAUUGUAUUGUCAAGAGGUCUUGCAUUAUUAAAUAAAUGUCGAAAGUUGGUUCUCAAGAUAGAUAAACCUUUAAAAUUAUCAAGAGCAUGUCUUGAAUAUCUAGUAGAUGUUUCUAUGGGUGACACUCGUAGAACGUUAAAUUUAUUAGAAAUGAUUGAAAUUUGGACAAGAACAGGUGGAAGUAGUUCCGAAAGUUUGACUGUAGAGGAGGUUAGAGACAUCAUUAAGAGUAAUAGUUCCAAUGGGUUAAGUACAUAUUAUGAUCCAAAGGGAGAUAAUCAUUAUGAUACAAUCUCGGCAUUCCAUAAAGCCAUAAGAGGUGGUGAUGAGAAUGCUUCAUUGUAUUAUUUAGCACGGAUGAUUAAAGGUGGAGAGGAUCCAUUAUAUAUUGCUAGACGUAUGAUUCGGAUAGCUACAGAAGAUGUGGGGCUUCGCGAUCCAACACAAUUACCAUUGGCGGUAGCAGCACAUGACGCUGUAAUGAAGAUUGGAUUACCUGAGGCAGAUUUAGCACUAGCAGAAUGUUGUGUGAGUUUAGCAAGAGCACCUAAAUCAAUUGAAUUAUAUAGAGCUUGGAAUAAAGUGAAAAGUAUGAUAAAUGAAAAUCUUUACGGAUUAGCCAGUAGUGAAAUUCCGAUGCAUAUUAGAAAUGCACCAACAAAAUUAAUGGAAGAUUUGGGUUAUCAUGAAGGUUAUAAAUAUAAUCCUGAAUAUAAAGAUGGGUUAUGUAAACAACAAUACUGGCCUAAUGAGGUAUUAGAAAAAUGUUCAGAUAUUAAGGAAUUAAAAUUUUUAACUGGGAAACAUUUCGGAAAUAAAAGAGACCCUGAUCUUGAAAGAAGAUGA